AUGUCACAACAACAAAAGGUCGAUUUGACCCAAUUGCCAGCCGAGCAGAUUAUGGAAAUCCAAAAGAACUUGAACCAAGAGGUGAACCACUUCAGCACCUCCUUGCAAGCAUUGACCUCUGCCCAGAGCAAGUUCGAUCAGUGCAUUCAAAACAUCAAGCAGGUGACUAAAUCCGAGUCUGCUGAUACAGCAGCUCCAAGUAACCAAAUCUUGGUUCCUUUGUCCUCUUCUUUGUAUGUCCCAGGUAAGAUCAAGUCCGGUGACAAGUUUUUAGUCGAUGUCGGCACCGGCUACUACGUUGAAAAGUCGGGCAAGGGCGCUAUCGAUUUUUACCAGAAGAAGAUCACCAAGUUGGACCAGGACCUGACCCAGUUGAAGGAAAUUAUCCAAUCCAAAUCAGAGACCUUACAAACCGUGACGAAUGUGUUGCGCUCCAAAUUAGCUCAGCAACAAGGCCAAGCCCAGGAAUAG
Messenger RNA from Babjeviella inositovora NRRL Y-12698, 471 nucleotides. It is a transcript of the gene GIM5, whose product is annotated as Gim5p. Gene Ontology annotation, cellular component: prefoldin complex; cytoplasm. Gene Ontology annotation, biological process: protein folding; regulation of DNA-templated transcription. The coding region runs from base 1 to 471 and encodes 156 amino acids. The transcript has a single exon. NCBI's taxonomy places the organism in Eukaryota, Fungi, Ascomycota, Pichiomycetes, Serinales. The record is from RefSeq and is a predicted model, not a curated record.